Molecule: messenger RNA, 6537 nt
Organism: Colletotrichum aenigma
Lineage: Eukaryota; Fungi; Ascomycota; Sordariomycetes; Glomerellales; Glomerellaceae
Gene: wA
Product: Conidial yellow pigment biosynthesis polyketide synthase
Exons: 4
Coding region: 1-6537 (2178 amino acids)
Biological process (GO): fatty acid biosynthetic process
Molecular function (GO): 3-oxoacyl-[acyl-carrier-protein] synthase activity; phosphopantetheine binding; fatty acid synthase activity
Source: RefSeq, a predicted model, not a curated record
AUGGCCGACAAGAUGUCUUAUCUCCUCUUCGGAGAUCAGUCACUUGAUACCCAUGGAUUUCUCGCCGAGUUCUGCCGUUCAGGAAAUCCGAGCACCCUAGCGAAGACGUUCCUCGAGCAGGCUGGCCAGGCUUUGAGGGAGGAGAUCGAUGGUUUGGGGAAGUUGGAACGGUCGAAGCUCCCCACGUUCCUGACCCUCCGACAGCUCAACGAACGAUACCACGCCCAGAGCAUCAAGCACCCCGGUAUCGACAGUGCCCUGCUUUGCAUCACCCAGCUGGCUCACUACAUUGACCGCACUGAGAAGGAGCCUCAAGAUGUCUGCCUUCACGACCAAACAUUCUUCAUGGGUCUCUGCACGGGGCUGUUUGCCGCCGCUGCUAUCGCCUCGACCCCCUCAGUCUCUACCUUGAUACCCCUUGCCGUUCAGGUAGUCCUCAUGGCCUUCAGAACUGGCACUCACGUCGGUUCGUUGGCUGAGAGACUCAGCCCGCCGGUCGGCCAAUCUGAACCUUGGACCCACAUCCUUCCUGGUCUGAAGGAACCUGAAGCCAAAGAGGCUCUCUUUAAUUUCCAUGAAUCUAAUUACAUCCCCGUCGCCAGCCAAGCAUACGUUAGCGCUGUGUCGGCAUCAAGUCUUGCGAUCUCCGGACCGCCAGCAACCCUGAAGGCCCUGGAUGACCAGAACGUCUUCGGCGUCAAGUCGACGGCGAUUCCCGUCUACGGACCUUACCAUGCGGCUCACCUCCACGGCACUGCCGACAUCGAGAAGAUCCUUCGCCUUGACGACCCCAAGGUGACCGAGGUCUUGGAGAAGAGCAAGCCCCGGUCUGCCAUUAUGUCUGGCACCAAGGGUAUCUGGUUCGCUGAGACUAGCACCAAGUCUCUGCUCCAGGCUGUAGCUCACGAGUGCCUCGUCGACGUCCUUCAGUUCCAGAAGGGCAUCGACGGCUGCAUCGAGACUGCCCGUGACUUUGAGGGAUCAACAUGCCUCGUUAUCCCCUUCGGCCCUACACACAACGCCGAGACCCUCCAGAAGACGAUCAAGGACCGCACACAGCUUGACGUUAUCGUCCGCCCUGGUCCCAAGAUCCAGAGGGAGAGCUACAACUCCAAGAUUGGUAACCACGGUCCAGCCGGCAAGUGCAAGCUCGCCAUCGUCGGUAUGGCAGGUCGCUUCCCCGACGCUGCCAGCCACGAGAAGCUUUGGGAGCUCCUGGCCAAGGGUCUGGAUGUUCACAGAGUCGUUCCUGCCGACCGUUUCCCCGUCGCCACUCACUACGACAUCACUGGCAAGGCUGUCAACACGAGUCACUCCCAGUACGGAUGCUGGAUUGAGAACCCGGGUUACUUCGACCCCAGAUUCUUCAACAUGUCUCCCCGUGAGGCUUUCCAGACCGAUCCCAUGCAGCGUAUGGCGUUGACGACUGCCUACGAGGCCCUCGAGAUGUGCGGUUAUGUCCCUAACCGCACUCCCUCUACGAGACUGGAUCGUAUCGGUACCUUCUACGGUCAGACUUCCGACGAUUGGCGUGAAAUCAACGCCGCCCAGGAGGUCGAUACCUACUACAUCACCGGUGGUGUCCGCGCUUUCGGUCCUGGUCGCAUCAACUACCACUUUGGCUUCAGUGGCCCUAGUCUGAACAUUGACACGGCCUGCUCUUCCAGUGCUGCUGCCCUGAACGUUGCUUGCAACUCUCUGUGGCAGAAGGACUGCGACACUGCUAUCGUUGGUGGUCUGUCCUGCAUGACAAACCCCGACAUUUUCGCCGGUCUGAGUCGUGGUCAGUUCUUGUCCAAGACUGGACCUUGCGCUACCUUCGACAACGGUGCCGAUGGAUACUGCCGUGCUGACGGCUGUGCCUCUGUCAUCGUCAAGCGUCUGGAGGAUGCCAUCGCGGACAAGGACAAUGUUCUCGCGGUGGUCUUGGGCACGGCUACCAACCACUCCGCUGAUGCCAUUUCCAUCACUCAUCCCCACGGUCCUACCCAGUCCAUCCUGUCGAGCGCUAUUCUCGACGAUGCGGGUGUUGACCCUCUCGACGUCGACUACGUCGAGAUGCACGGUACCGGUACCCAGGCUGGUGACGGUACUGAGAUGGUUUCCGUUACGAACGUCUUCGCUCCUGCCGAUCGCAAGAGACCCGCGGACAGACCUUUGUACCUCGGUGCCAUCAAGUCCAACGUCGGUCACGGAGAGGCUGCUUCGGGUGUGACUGCCCUUUGCAAGGUUCUCAUGAUGAUGCAGAAGAAUGCUAUCCCGCCCCACGUCGGUAUUAAGAAGGAGAUCAACAAGACCUUCCCCAAGGAUUUGUCAGAGCGCAAUGUCAACAUUGCAUUCCACCUUACCCCCUUCAAGAGGAGAGACGGCAAGCCUAGACGUAUCUUCGUCAACAACUUCAGUGCCGCUGGUGGCAACACCGGUCUGCUCCUUGAGGACGCUCCCCACCUCAAGGCCGCUGAGGUUGAUGCUCGCAAUGUCCAGGUCAUCACCGUCACUGGCAAGUCCAAGGCUGCCAUGAUCCGCAACGCCGAGAGACUCGUUGCUUGGAUGGAGCAGAACCCCCAGACUCCUCUGUCCCACGUCGCCUACACCACGACUGCUCGCCGCAUCCAGCACUACUGGCGUAUGAACGUCGCCGCUUCUGACUUGCCGGAGGCUCAGCGCCUCAUCAAGGACAGACUCAAGGAGAACUUCAGCCCCAUCUCCACUCAGCAGCCCAAGGUUGCGUUCAUGUUCACUGGCCAAGGUUCCCACUACGCUGGCCUUGGCAAGGACCUGUACGCUCACUACCGCGUCUUCCGUGACAGCAUUGAUGAGUUCAACCAGCUGGCACAGAUCCACGGCUUCCCCAACUUCCUGCCUCUCAUCGACGGCAGCGAGUCUGAUGUCACUAGGCUGUCUCCUGUUGUUGUUCAGCUGGGACUGUGCUGCUUCGAGAUGGCUCUCGCUCGUCUCUGGGCCUCUUGGGGCAUCAAGCCCUCGGCUGUUAUGGGUCACUCUCUUGGAGAGUACGCCGCUCUCAACGCCGCUGGUGUCCUUUCUGCCAGCGACACUAUUUACCUUGUUGGAGCUCGCGCUCAGCUCCUUGUUGAGAAGUGCACCGCAGGCACUCACGCUAUGCUGGCUGUCACUGGCCCUGUCGACGCUGUCAUGGAGGCUCUCGGCUCUCAGUCCGAGGCUGUCAACGUGGCUUGCAUCAACGGCCCCCGCGAGACUGUUCUCAGCGGCGCUUCCACCAAGGUCAGCGAGAUCUCCUCGACCCUCGGUGCCGCCGGAUUCAAGUGCACUCAGCUCAAGGUGCCCUUCGCUUUCCACUCUGCCCAGGUUGACGCUAUCCUGGACGACUUCGAGACGCUCGCUCGCUCUGUGAGCUUCGAGGUCCCCCAGGUUCCUGUCAUCUCUCCUCUCCUCGGAAAGAUGGUUGAGAACGAGCCUAUUAAUGCUGCCUACCUCCGCAACCACGCUCGCGACGCGGUCAACUUCCUUGGCGGCCUUGUUCACGCUCAGCAGUCCGGCUCCAUUGACGAGAAGACUGUCUUCCUUGAGAUUGGACCUCACCCCGUGUGUGCCAACUUCGUCAAGUCCUCGUUCGGCAUCAGCUCCAUUGCCGUUCCCACUCUCCGCCGCAACGAGUCUACCUACAAGGUUCUUAGCAACACUCUGUGCACCCUCCACACUGCCGGCAUCAACCUUGACUGGGACGAGUUUCACCGCGACUUCAGCGACUGCACCCGCCUCCUGGACCUUCCCACCUACUCCUUCGACGAGAAGAACUACUGGCUUCAGUACACUGGCGACUGGUGUCUUACCAAGAACCGUGGCCCUGCCGCCGUUAAGGCUCCUCUCCAGAUUGAGCCGGCGAAGCCCAAGCUCUCUACUACCUCCGUGCACGCGAUUACCAACGAGGAUGUCAAGGGUGACAUCGCUAUCAUCGAGACCGAGACUAACCUGUCUCGUCCUGACACUCGUCCUCUUGUUGAGGGUCACUUGUGCAACGGUGCGCCUCUGUGCCCGUCGACCCUAUACGCCGACAUGGCGAUGACCAUCUGCGACUACGCCUACAAGAUGCUUCGCCCCGGCACUGAGGACAUUGGCUUGAACGUCGCCAACGUCGAGGUUCCCAAGACUCUCAUCUUCGAUGAGAAGAUUGAUGCCCACAUCCUCCGCACCACGGUCACUGCCAACGCCGCUCUUGGCUACGCCGACGUCAGCUUCCACACUGGCGAGGGCUCCAAGAAGGUCGAGCACGCACACUGCAAGGUCGUGUACGGCAGCACCGAGCAGUGGGCUGAUGAGUUUGAGCGCGUCACGUACCUCAUUAAGGGCCGUGUUGAUGCUCUUGAGGAGGCUGAGAGACAGGGCAAGGCUUCCAAGAUUGGCCGCGGCCUGGCUUACAAGCUCUUCAACGCCCUCGUCGACUACGACCCCAAGUACCAGGGCAUGGAGGAAGUCAUCUUGGACAGCAAGUCUUGUGAGGCUACUGCAAAGGUUACCUUCCAGACCACCGACAAGGAUGGCAGCUUCUUCUUCAACCCUUACUGGAUUGACAGCUGUUGCCACAUUUCUGGCUUCAUCAUCAACGGUACUGAUGCUGUUGACUCUCGUGAGCAGGUCUUCAUUUCUCACGGAUGGGGAUCUCUCAGGUUCACUGAGAAGCUCGACCCCAAGAAGUCAUACCGCUCUUACAUCCGCAUGCAGCCUGUCAAGGGUACUAAGAUGAUGGCUGGUGACGCGUACGUCUUUGACGGCGACCGCAUCAUCGGUGUUGCCGGCGAUGUUAGGUUCGCCUCCAUCCCUCGCAAGGUCCUCAACAUGGUCCUGCCGCCCCGCGGACGUGCCCUUGCUGGCGCUGCUCCCGCUCCUGCCGCUGCCGCGGCCAAGGCCGCCCCCGCCAAGGCUGCUCCCAAGGACAAGGCUGGUAAGGAGAAGGGCACCAAGCAAGUCACCGCCAGCAACCUCAAGACUGUCAAUGCCAAGCUUGCUAAGCGGUCUGUCGUUCAAGAGGUCUUUGACAUCUUGGCCAAGGAAGUCGGUGUCACCCAUGACGAGCUUGCAGACAACAUUGCCUUCACCGAUCUUGGCUGCGACUCUCUCAUGGCCCUGACCGUUUCUGGCAGAAUGCGUGAGGAGCUUGACAUCGACAUCGACUCUCAUGCUUUCGUCGAGUACCCUACCAUCGGUGCCUUCAAGGCUUUCCUCGCUCAGUUCGAGACUGCCGACCGCAAGGACAGCUACGUCCAGGACUCUGGUGACUCCAGCGGCUCCGUUUCUGAGACUCCUGAGCUCGAGUCCGACUCUAACGUGACCACUCCCUACGAGGAGAGUGACCGUUCGGUCAAGGGCGAGGGUGACGAUGAGGCUUCUGGUGACCUGCAGAACAUCCUCCGCGACACUAUUGCCACUGAGAUGGGUGUUGAGGUUGAUGAGAUUGUUGCCGCUCCUGAUCUGGCUGCUCUGGGUAUGGACUCUCUGAUGAGUUUGUCCAUCUUGGGCACGCUUCGUGAGAAGUCUGGCAUGGAUAUCCCCAACGACCUCUUCGUCACCAACCCCUCUUUGCUUGAGGUUGAGAAGGCUCUUGGCAUUGGCCCAAAGCCCAAGCCCAAGGCUGCACCUCCCAAGCCCGCUCCGGUUCGUCGUGAGCCCAAGGUCCAGCCUACCAAGGAGAUUAACACUCACCCUGGUAACACCACCGCUUCCAUCGCCAAGCCUCCCCCACCCAAGGAGAUUGUCGACAACUACCCUCACCGCAAGGCCACAUCAAUCCUCCUCCAGGGUAGCACUCGUACUGCCACCAAGAACCUCUGGAUGGUUCCUGACGGCUCGGGUUGCGCCACCUCCUACACCGAGAUCAGCCAGGUCUCCUCCGACUGGGCUGUCUGGGGUCUCUUCUCUCCCUUCAUGAAGACUCCUGAGGAAUACAAGUGCGGUGUCUACGGCAUGGCUUCCAAGUUCAUCGAGGCUAUGAAGGCUAGACAGGCCAAAGGCCCCUACUCCCUGGCAGGUUGGUCUGCGGGUGGUGUCAUCGCCUACGAAAUUGUCAACCAGCUCACCAAGGCUGGUGAGACUGUCGACAACCUCGUCAUCAUCGACGCCCCUUGCCCCAUCACCAUCGAGCCCCUCCCCAAGUCUCUCCACGCCUGGUUUGCCUCCAUCGGCCUUCUCGGCGAGGGUGACGACGAGGCUGCCAAGAAGAUUCCUUCUUGGCUCCUCCCCCACUUCGCUGCCAGUGUUACCGCCCUGAGCAACUACACUGCGGAGCCUAUCCCAAAGGAUAAGUGCCCCAACGUCAUGGCCAUCUGGUGCGAGGAUGGUGUAUGCCACCUUCCCACCGACCCUCGCCCGGAUCCUUACCCGACGGGCCAUGCUCUCUUCCUCCUGGACAACAGGACCGACUUCGGUCCCAACCGCUGGGACGAGUACCUGGACAUUAAUAGGUUCAGGACUAGGCACAUGCCUGGCAACCACUUUUCCAUGAUGCAUGGCGACUACGCCAAGAUGCUUGGACAGUUCAUUCGUGAAGCGGUUUGCGAGUAA